CUUCGUGUUCCAGUGUGGAUCACAACGUCGCGUGAAUAAGUGCGUACUAUAAUAAUAGUGUUGACUAUCUCUCGGGAGAAUGUGAUGUGAUAAAUAACUGCUGGUGACGAAGAUACUCGAAAAGCUCGCCGGAUCGUGCUGCUCGCGUUUAAUGCUGCCAAAAUUCUCCUCACGAGAAUUGCAAACAGCUAAAACUAUGCGCGUCACUGAGAUUCGCCGUUCCAAAAAUAUUAACAGACUCUCGUCCUUAAACGAGAUUUCACAGCUAUACGAAACGGUGAACGUCAUCCAAUUUCUGCGAACGACGAAACCAACGAGUGUUUUGAUUUUAUUAAUUUAUCGACAAUCUCACUGAGUGGAUAUCGAUAGCUGCUCCGAUAAAACUGUUCUAUCGUUUUAUGUCUUCUCUUAUAUUCCUACUUUUUGGUAGCCUCCAAGCAUAAUUUCACAAAAGUAAUAAACUCUCUUGUGUGAAUGAACAAGUGUUGCGAGUGAAAUAAAUCAAAUUGAGCUUCGUCGACUCUCGAUCGUCUAACGCACGAAGAUGGAAAGUCGCGUUCAUACCCAAAUUUCAGCCCUCUGCGAAUAACCAAGCGACUUGUCGCGUGGGUCGUCGUUUUGAGGAAAAUGUUCAUUUCAAGGAGUGCGGGAAAAUAAAAAAUAAUUUACGUUUCUGGCGAGAAGAACACAAAUGGUCUGGUCAGCCAACGGCGGUAUCGUCAGUCAGGUUACGUCAACAUAGAAUCGGAUGGUCCAGGUGCAGAAUAAAAAAAAAAUGGAGAAGGAGUCGCGGAUCUAGCGCAUGGGCGUGUACUCCUCAUCUUACAGUGAAAGUGGUCCUGGAUUCACGGGGAAGCCAACGGAUACUGCGAUCGCACACUGAUUUCGUAUAAAAACCCACCGACUGCAGCAGGAUGGCACUCUCAAGUCAACAUUCCCAAGAGAAACAUGAAGACCUUCUUGAUCUGCCUUUUAGCAGCGACAUGUGUUCUGGCCACCGAUCAGAACCAAGGGGCUUCGGCAGGGGAGAGCGUCAAAAAAACCACAAAACGUGGUAUCCUGCAUGGGGAUAGCGCCCUCAGCUUCGGUGCGUCAUUGGGAUCGGGUCUCAGUUACAAGGGCCUAGACUAUUCUUCAGGGCUAUCAGGUUACAAAGGUGUCGGUUAUGCCUCAGGACUUUCGGCAUACAACGGCGUCCAUUCAUCUGGUCUUGGUUACAACAGUGGCUACAGCGGAGGCUACAAUAAUGGCUACAACGGGGGAUACAACAGUGGCUACAACGGUGGCUACAGCGGAGGCUACAAUAGUGGCUACAACGGCGGCUACAGCGGAGGCUACAACAGUGGCUACAACGGUGGCUACGUUUCAGGGCUUGGUUUCACUGGAGUGAACUCUGGAAUCAACGCUGGUCUCUCGUCUGGUUUGAACUCAUUCUCAAGUGGUUCGGCUCUUGGUUUUUCAUCUGGCAGAACAGAAAAGAUCACAGGUCUUACAAUUCAUCGUGAAGUCCAGGUUCCAGUACCUGUGCCCCAACCUGUUCCAGUCGAGGUCACCCGUCCGGUACCAGUGCCACAUCCAGUUCCCGUAAAGGUUGACCGUCCUUAUCCAGUCCCAGUGCCCCAGCCUUACCCCGUCGAGGUAACGCGUCAUGUGCCUGUUAAGGUUGACCGCCCUUAUCCAGUCCCCGUACCCCACCCCGUUGCCAUUCGCGUACCUCAUCCAGUGCCUGUUCCUGUGCCCCAACCAGUCCCUGUUCCGGUAACGGUGAACAAACCCUACCCAGUUAACGUUGGACCGAGCAUCUUCACCACCAGUUCUUCUCAAGGCCUCGGAUCGAAUCUUGCUCUUGGAAACUACGCUGGAUCUUACACCAACUUCGGCUCCAAUGUAGGUUCCAGUCAAGGAUUCAAUCUUGGCUCAUCCAACUUCGGAACGAAUACCGGCCACUCCUCUUCUUACAACACUGUUGGAUCUGGACUAGAUUUUUCGUAUUCUACCCUCGGAUCCGGACAGGGUCUUUCAUCGUAUCAUGGACUUGGGUCAUACUCGGGUCAAGCUAACUCGGGACAGUCCUCGCAAAAUUUCGGUAGUACCGGAUACAGUUACCCAGUCCCCUCGAAAAAGUGGUAAACUUCAGAAAAUCAUUAUCUGCGCUUAAACGCUGCAAAUAGUAUCGAAUAAUCUAAGAAUAAUAGGGAUCAUGUUUUUCUUUUUAUAAGUGAAUAAAAGUUACUAUUUUUUUACCGUAA
Venturia canescens is the source of this 2249-nucleotide messenger RNA. Its product is annotated as beta-mannanase/endoglucanase A-like. The record is from RefSeq and is a predicted model, not a curated record. The coding region runs from base 949 to 2130 and encodes 393 amino acids. The transcript has 3 exons. NCBI's taxonomy places the organism in Eukaryota, Metazoa, Arthropoda, Insecta, Hymenoptera, Ichneumonidae.